Molecule: messenger RNA, 897 nt
Organism: Ochotona curzoniae (black-lipped pika)
Lineage: Eukaryota; Metazoa; Chordata; Mammalia; Lagomorpha; Ochotonidae
Gene: CCDC3
Product: coiled-coil domain containing 3
Exons: 3
Coding region: 76-897 (273 amino acids)
Biological process (GO): negative regulation of gene expression
Cellular component (GO): extracellular region
Source: RefSeq, a predicted model, not a curated record
GGGCCUCUCCCGCACCCGGCGGCCGCCCCGCGGGACACCACCAUGCGCCCGGGCUAGCGCGCACCCGCCGCCGGCAUGCUGCGUCCGCUGCUGCUCGCUGCGCUCUGCCUGGCCGGCCGUCCGGCGCCCGCCCGUGCCUGCCAGCUGCCCUCCGAGUGGAGACCCCUGAGUGAGGGCUGCCGCGCCGAGCUGGCCGAGACCAUUGUGUACGCCAAGGUGCUUGCGCUGCACCCCGAAGUACCCGGCCUCUAUAACUACCUGCCAUGGCAGUCCGACGCCGGCCAAGACGGACUCUUUUACUCGGCCGAAGUGGAGAUGCUGUGCGAUCAGGCGUGGGGCAGCAUGCUGGAGGUGCCCGCCGGCUCCAGGCUCAACCUCAGCGGUCUUGGCUACUUCUCGUGCCACUCGCACACCGUGGUCCAGGACUACUCCUAUUUCUUCUUCCUCAGGAUGGAUGAAAACUAUAACCUCUUGCCUCACGGAGUUAAUUUCCAAGAUGCCAUCUUUCCAGACACUCAGGAGAACAGGAGGAUGUUUUCCAGCCUUUUCCAGUUUUCCAACUGUUCCCAUGGGCAGCAGCUGGGUACUUCCUCCAGUGACUGGGAGAUCCAGGAAGACAACCGGCUCAUGUGCUCCUCGGUGCAGAAGGCCCUGUUUGAAGAAGAGGACCAUGUCAAGAAGCUGCAGCAGAAGGUGGCCACGCUGGAGAAGCGGAACAAGCAGCUCCGGGAGCGCGUCAAGAAGGUCAAACGCUCCCUGCGGCAAGCACGCAAGAAUGGCCGCCACCUGCAGCUGGUAAACCAGAAGCUCAGCGAGAAGCUGGCGGCUGCUGCAGCACCACUACACUUCAAUGCACUGGGGCGGGAGCCCGCGCGUGCCCCCUACCUGCGCGGGUAG